Paramecium pentaurelia is the source of this 1160-nucleotide messenger RNA. Lineage: Eukaryota; Ciliophora; Oligohymenophorea; Peniculida; Parameciidae. The record is from the annotation of a GenBank genome assembly.
UAUGACUACCUUUUGUGUACGAUUUAUUUUUAAUUUUUGAUUACUAGCAAAUAGAUGAUGUUUUUUAAGUCCUUCUCACCUCUGAUUAAGCUAGAGUGAUUGCUAAGAAAUUACCCCCUGGGUUUAGUGUUAAUUUAAGCAGAUAAUCAAAAAGAGAUGUUAAAGUUUUAUAAUAAAAUUAUAAAAUUUUAGAAAGUUCAAUAGGAUAUAUCAUCAGAGGAAGAUGAUAAAGUCAUAAAAAAGACUUAUGUAGCACCUUAUCGAACUGAUAAUACAGAUGAGAUGAAGAGAUGCUUAAAUUUGCUCUAAAAAUUGAAAAAACAUUAAUUGGCAGCACCUUUUUUAAGAAAAUUGGAUAACGUCAAUUAUCCUUAAGAAUUAGAAUAUGUUGACUUAUAAAUAGUCGAACAGAAUCUUAAAAAUAGUAACUAUAUCUUUUUACAAUGAUAAGAUGUUUAUCAGACAGCUACUCAAUUUUGGGUGGACAUUAAGAAGAUAUGGUAAAUGUCCUAUACAAUGAACAGCAAGGGUUCUUAAUUAUAUGCAAUGACUUAAGAACUUGAAUAACAUUUUAAUGAAUUGUAUAAAGAAUUAGAUAAACCUUAUCCAUAAAAAUAAACAAUUGAAUAACCAGUUAAAGUUGAUAAAUAAUAAAAGAAACCUCCUGCAGUAUAAUAAGCAUCAACAAAUAAUAAAAAGCCAGUGUAUGAAAAAUAUUUUAAUUGUUUUAUAGAAAAUAACCAAGUUUGAUGGAAUAACCAAUGAAUAUGUAAGAAAAGAGGGCAUUAGUCUCAAACAUUAAUAGUUUGCCACCUGAACACUUGAGAGGUGUUUGGGAAAUUGUAUCUGAUGGUUUAAAGAUCUAAGAAUAGAGUGAUGAAUUGGAAUUCGAUAUAGAUACAUUGCCUGUAAAAAAGACUAGGUAAUUAGAAAAAUAUGUAAACACUAAAUUGGAAUAUUUAAAAAAAUAACAAAGUAAGAAAGUUGCAGAAGAAAAUAAAACAUAAGAUAAAACUGAUAGAAUUGUAAAACUUUUUAAUAUCAUUAAGGUUCAUACAGCUAAUACUACUUAUAAUUAUGCUCCACAACCAGUUCCUCAACAAAAGCAACCUGAUACUGGAGACAGUUCAUUUAGCAGCGAUGCUGAUAGUUCUGGGUGA